GCCAACGGCCGCGGCGCUGACAGGAGCCCCCGGCCAUUGGUUUCGGGAGCGGGGCUGUGGUGAGGGCGGCAGCUCGAGCCGCGGCUGAUUCCCGUAACCAAGGCGCUGCCUGGCGCACACGGACAGACACUAACAGACAGACAGAGGGAACGGAGUGGCGCGGGCUCGGCGCUGCCUUUGCAGCCUUUCUCCUCCCUGCACCAUGCUCCGCUCCAGGCAGCGCCCGCCUGCUGCUCCCUGAGGGGAGAUAGCCCGCCGCCGCCCCGCGCCCAGUUAAGUGGGCGACUGGCACGCGGUUACCCGUUCCCGCCGCCCGGUUACCUGAGUUAGCUCCGUCCCGGGCACUUCGGGCUGCCGCCCCUCCGUAGCGCCUCCCCCAGCUCCCGCUGUGGCAGCCUUUGGGCGGCGGAGAGUGAACCGCGAGCAGCCGGAGGGACUGCAGCCGCCGCCGGGGGAGAGGAGCUCCAGCCCCCGCCUCCGGAGCUCUUCAUGGCGUCUCACCAGCAGACCAGGAUCCAAGCCUACCUGGAGAAGAAUAAGAUCGGUCCCCUCUUCGAGGAGUUGAUGACCAAGCUGAUAACAGAGACACCUGACCAGCCAAUCCCAUUUCUAAUUGACCAUCUUCAGUCCAAACAGGGGAACCGCAAUCAGCUUCAGAGAACCUUGUCUGGCUCUGCUGCCCUUUGGGCAGAGAGUGAAACAUCAGAAAAUAAAGGAACAAGGAGAGAUUAUAGAAGCUAUGAUAAACCUUGGCAGGUAAAUGCAAAAAAGCCUAAAAAGUCAAAGAGCGACCUUGCCGUGUCCAACAUUUCUCCACCGUCUCCAGAGUCCAAGUCAUUGCCAAGGUCAAUAGAUCAUCCUAAAUGGGAUUGGAGGACAAAACCGGAGAACCAUGAUUUUGAUGAACUAAAUCAUAUUCUUCAAGAGAGCAAAAAACUUGGAAAAGCCCUUGAGAAUCUGUCUCACAGCAUUGCUAUUUCUGAUGAACUUGAUAAGGACACAACAGGUUUUAACGCCCCCCUUCUCAGACCUCGUGUGAUUGGAGAAUGGAUUGGUCGUGAGGAGAAUGAUGCAGACCCACUGGCUGCUGAGAUGCUGCAGCCACCAAUACCAAGAAAUAAAAAUGAGCAGUGGGACAGUGAGGAUAGCAGCAGUCCUGGAGGAAGCUUAAAAAUGGAGCCAAAGACCAAAGGAUUAAAACAACAACAGCAACAACAUAAGAAACUGCUGGCUGCCAUGCUUUCUCAGGACUCCUUUGAUUCUGCUCAAAGCACAGCUCCAUCUGUAACUGAAGAAGAUAUUGACAAUGAAGAUGAUGCAAUGGAACUGCUGGAGGAUCUUGAUGAUCUGAGAAUGGAAGGAGUAACAAGUGUGAUGUCUUCUGGGAGCAAAUUCAAUCAAACUCGAAGUGCUUAUACGGCUGAGCCUCAAGCAAAGGUCACAUUGAAUAUCUGCGCAAGAUGUGCCAGAUUGCAAGGAGAGAAUUUGGCAGAAAGGCCAGAAGAUGUCUCCGUGGUAUCUCAAACAUCUGAAUCAGCAGUUGCAGACUCUGAUGCUCAAUCACCCGGGGUUGAAACACUUACAGAAGAUGUUGAUGAAUUUCAGAGUGCCUCUCAAGUGGCAGGAUCUUCUCAGACAGUUUGGACCCUGGAUGCCAUGGGUGUCAGACCAGGAGGUUCCCCAAGGCAGAAACUCUUAAAGGACUCCUUAGCAGCAAAAGAACUUCAGACCAUGGAAAAACACCUAGCUGAUAUUGAGAAGGACCUAGCACUGUGGGAAGAAGCAAGGCUCUCAAGAAGCCCAAGUAUCCAACAUCAUAGUUUAGUUACAUCUGACCAUCAAGGCAAUCUUCAAGCUACACAAGGCCAAAAUCCAAGGCCUCAGGUGCCAACUCAGAUGGGGAAGAGCAUUCAGCUCCAAGGAAACAAAUCACCACCACUGCCCACUAACAGCAGAACACAGGUCUCCAGUGUUGCAAACAGCAGGCCUCCAACGCCUGGUACACAAACCAACAGGCCAUCAACUCCAGGGAGCAGACCUGUGACCCCAAAUAGCUUGCUGUCACGGCCUCUUACCCCUAGCAACCAAGGAAAUAGGGAAGGCAUCAUUAGUAUGCAAAGGAGCAGAUCUUUGACAUCUAAGAGCCAAAUGGGGAGGACCCUCAGCGCUGCUUCAGGGCUUUCAGUGCAAAUGAGUGGAGACAUUGUUGGAACUGUCACUACUCAGAGAAGCAGUUUAUCAGAAGAUGAAUUCUUACAACAGCUUCAGCUUGCUCAUCAACCUUGGAUAUUGCCGAGUGACACAGAAAGUGAAGGAGUGGAAGCUGAUCAAGACAAAUGUGAGUAUAUUUGUUAGGACCAGAUAAUAUGUCAAAAACCCUCGAAAUUUUAACUUCUCUUUUUCAUAUCUUCAAAUCCUGUGAAGCUGUCAUGCUGCUCACAGGAGCUUUUCUUCUAAGUACCAAUUACUCACUUGUUUGAGGACUCAACUUUAGAGGAUUGAUUUACAUAAGCUUUCCUACAGUCGCUGAACAAUGACAAAAUUAUCACAGACCAGUUUACUUAGCUAGGUGAAACAAUUUGUUCUGAUGUGUUAAAGUAGCUGUUCCAAAGAAGUAGCGUGAAAUUGAAAUAGAUACUCUGUUUAGUAAAUCUGUAUUGACCAACAAAAAAACCCAAAACAAAACAACACCAUAAAACCCCCAGAAGCUCUGAAAAAAACCUCAGUAGCUUCCUCCUCAGGCCUGUGACUGCAUUACCUCUAUUUUGCCUGCGUUCCUUUGAAUUCUCCUGUAUGGAAAAAAAAUUUUCUUAAUCACACAAGUAAUCCUUAAUAUCCUACAUUCUUUGAAGCAGUUGUCUAAUCAUGAAAGCAAAGGUCAGAAGGAUCAUAACCUAAAUGACAGAACAAGUAACAACAAGUAACAUGCUCUAAAUUGCAAUACAUUCAAACUGUAGCAAGUUCUGUGUGCCUACAAGGUACCUGUAAAUGAUCUUGCUGAAAAUGCUACGUUUUGCAUUUUCUUUUUUAAUUCACAGCAGUUUUGGGAUCUGCAAGGGUGAAUAUGCAAACUGUAUCCUAACAUAUCUUAGGUAAUGUACUUGAAAAGAACAGAUGAUUCAAUCAGCAUAUUUAGUAAACUUAAUACUUUCUUCUAAAACUGCUUUAAACAUGCAGAGUUAAGAAAAAGCCAAUUUCUUCACUGAAUGGAACAGUUGUGUAAGGCAUUAAUGAUUCAUAAUAAAGAGAAUACAUUUUUAAAUUGUGCCACAUAAAAAAAUGAGAGUUUUCUAUUCAUGUACCAGUUUCACAAGUCCAUACAUAGCCCAGGGUUUGAAUAUGAAAUUUCAGUUUGCACAGUGAGAUACUGAAGAGCAUGUGACAGUUUUUUUAACACUAGUACAGUGUUAAAAUGAAGUUCUGUGUGUCCAGCUGAUUUUGAUCCAAAGCCAGUAAAGUCCAGUUUGACUUGCGCCUGAACCUUUCAGUUAUCUUUGGACUGAAUCUCACCUUAAGUGGCCCAAGGGAGAGCCCGGUACCUGCCUUUUCUGUGCAUGUGAAUUUUCUUCUCUAUUUUCUGUAACGAAUUUACAAUCCCACAAAUGUUGGUAAGGCUGGCUGCACACACAUAGACUGGUGAUAAUUAUGUGAUCAGGGAGACUGAUGCUUCAGAACACAUCAGAUGCACAGCAUGGUUCUUUUAUAGCUGCUGUGCCUGAAUUGCACGGAUGUGGGGACUUCUGAGCAUCCAAGAUCCUAUGCUAUAGGAUUCAAAGAAUCCUGGUAGAUCAUUGUCACUGCCCAGUGUGACAGAGUGGUAAAUUAUAGAUAAAAGUCUCAGUUCUACCACCAGAUUUGUACAGAUGACCAUUGCCUAAAUAAUAACAAUUGUUUUUCCUUAAUCUGAUGGCACUAAGAACAAAGGAAAAAAAAGGUAGCUGUAAGCUAUAGUUACUGACCAAAAGUUAAAGCAUGUUGUUAAGGGCAUUAUCCAACCAUCUUUAAACACUGAUGGGUUUGGGGCAUUGACCACCUCCCUAGGAAGCCUCUUGAGUAUUUGACCGCCCUCUUGGUAAAGAAAUGCUUCCUAAUGUCCAGUCUAAACCUCCCCUGCUCAGCUUUGAACUAUUCAUAUGCAUGCUAUCACCGCAUCCCAGGGAGAAUAGCUCAGAUCUUCUCUCCACUUCCCUUCCUCAGGAAGCUGUAGAGAACACUAAGGUUGCCCCUCAGCCUCGUCUCCAAACUAGGCAAACCCAAAGUACUUAGCCACUUCUCAAAGGAUAUUCCUUCCAGCUCUUUCAACCAGCUUUGUUGCCCUCCUUUGUUGCCCUACAUAUUCAAGGACCCUUCUCACUCUUAAACUGUGGGGUCCAGAACUGCACACAGUAUUCAAGGUGAGGCUGCACCAAUGCUGAAUACAGUAGGGUGAUCACUUCUUUUGCCCAGCUGGUGAUGCUGUGUUUGAUGCACCACAGGAUGUGGUUUGCCCUUUUGGCUGCUAGGACAUCCUGCAGGCUCACAUCGAGCCUGCUGCUGACCAGCACCCCCAGAUCCCUUUCUGCAGGGCUGAUUUCCAGCCACUCCUCUCCCAUUUUAUGCUUGUUCCUGGCAUUACUCCAUCCUAGGUGCAGGAUCCAGCAUUUGGACUUGUUAAAUUUCUUCCCAUUAAUCACUGUCCAGUCCUCCAAUCUGUCUGCAAGGCCUCUUGUCCCUCAAGACAGUCCACGGCACAUUCCAGCAAACUUGCUAAUGGUGCAUUCAACUCCUGCAUCCAGGUUGCUGAUAAAUAUAUCGAAUGGAACUGGAGGUAGGAUUGAGCCCUUUGGAACACUGCUGGUGACCAGUCAUCAGCCAUAUGUAGCUGCACUCACUAUAACCCAUUGAGUUCUGCUCUUCAGCCAGUUCCUCACCCAGUGCACCAUGAAUCUGCUCAUCCCACAGUUGAACAACUUGUUCAGAAGGAUGCUGUGAGGGACAGUAUCAAAUGUCUUAUGAAAAUUCAGAAAAACUACAUCCCUCACCUUCCCUUCAUCUACUAAGCAUGUGACCUUAUCAUAGAAGGAUAUCAAAUCAGUUAAACAGGACUUUUGUUUUGUGAACAUACAUUGACUGUGCAGUUAACUGUAGUGUAGUUAACUGCUGCACCCUUUAUAGUAGGUCAUUGUUUCUUCUGAUAUAACUAAAGGAGUAGAACAAAAGCAGAAAUUACAGAACUGCCACUGGUGACAGAGAGAAGCUGCCAAUUCCUAGUUAUAAAGCGGAGAGACAGUAAGGGGCCUGGCAUACUUGCUGAUGCCAGUGCUUGUAGGCAGAGCAGCUGGCAAGUUUACACAUCGUUUUUCACCCUAAAGUUAAUAAAUCUGUGUGGAUGUUUUGUGUGUGAUUUAGUGUUGAGAGGGCCCAGGAGUUCAUAAUUUAUGACUUUGAACAGAAGAGCUGCAAAAUUAAUCUUUACAAUAGCAACACCUGUUCUUUGACUCAGCUUUUAAUAAAUUGUAUGUAGAUAAUAUUUACCACAUUCUUUGACUGCUUUGAGAUAAUAGCAGCCAGGUGUAAAGCUAGUUUUUGGUAGUGGGAAAACUAACAAUUGAAAAAGAGAAGCUAUGUGAGUCACCAUGAGUUCUUUUAAAUGAAUACUUGCUGGUUAGUGUUCUAUAAGAAAAAAAAAUUGGGGAUAACAGUUUCAAAUGUAGUCAGAUGUAAGAGUUUAAAGAGGCUAUUUUCAAAGCCAGUGGUAGCUUGAAAGAAUUGUGUCACUCUGGCAUCCCAGCAUCUUCCAAAAAACAUCAUUUGCAAAACAGAUAAGACAGCACACAUCUUUUCUUAUAGAGGUGAGAUCAAAGUUCUCAGUUCUUGUAAAUCAGAACUUACUUUCUAAAUACUUUAGGUUCUCUGACAGCAUUUUUAGAGUUUAUCCUUAUCAGCAAGAUCCAAAGAUAACUAGAAGUCAAUAAUUUUUAAAGCUUUAUACAAAUUAUGUCAAAAUUUGAAAUCAAAUAGGCACUCGUAUAGCAGAGUAUAAAUGAUUACAGCUUAAAAGAUCUGUUAUGUUGCAGCAGGAAGGAAAAAUUUUUAAGAAGCGUUGUUGAUUUUUUCAGCAUACCCUUUACUUCCUCUUUAUAUGCUUAAUUAAGUUUUGGCCAUAUGUCAGACAGAGAAAGACAGGUGUAUAAUUUUCACUUGAGAACAGGUCCCACAAAGACUGCUGGUUUGAAAUUUCUAAUGCAUCACUAGCUUCCAAAAACCUUGAAAAGACAAAGACAGUCUUCUGGUGUAAUUUAACCUACUAUCUGUAGUCCCAACAUGCCUAAAAGCCCGAGUCUGCUUUCUUGGGAGCCUAACUCAAGAAGUAACCCUCACGACAGGUUCCCCAGGUUCUCACAGUCUUGUACACAGAGUAUCCCUACCUGCAGUCAGUCCAUGUGUCAGAUGUACAUGAUAGGUGAAUAAUGUAGACCCUUAGUGAACUUGCUACUUGGUUAAUACAUAUUAAAUAUAUAUAUAUGCAUAUGUACAUUCCUUUGCCCUAAUCCACUUAAGGCAUGUCAGUGUCUGUAGCCAUUGACACACUGAGUGAUGUGGCUGCUACCAUUUGCAUUCUAACUUCAGCUUGUCAGCGGGAGCACUAGAUGCUCACUUCUAGCUUGGCUGAUCUGGGACAAGGCUUGAAAUCUCACCUGCUGACCUAUGGCAAGAACCUUAAAUGUUUUGCCACUAUACAUCUGCAAAGUCUUUUCUAAGGUUUGCAGUGGAAGGUCAACUGCUGAUAAAUCGCAGGUGAUUGUUGGGAAAAAGUGGGAUUGUUACUCUGUUCAUUCUUGCACUGGUCUUGAAACUCUACAGUCAAAGACAUGCUGCUUAUGACUUCAACAGGUAUUGAAGAAAACCUUUUUCCCAUUUUUCACAACUGUCCACUUAGGAAAAAGAUGCAAUAAAAGAAAGUUUUUUUGUAGAAUCAGGAAAUUCAGACUGUGUUCCAGUAAAAUUCCAAACUCUACAAUAUUUGUCCAUGAGUAAAAUUCCUUACACUGAGCAAAUCAACACGGCUAAACAGUUUUUCUUAAUUAUGAAAAAAGUGUUCCUAAGAUUUGGAAUAUUGCUUGAUAAUAAGGAGGUGUUUACUGCUAUUUACUGGAAUCUGUUUGUGAAAGUUUGCUUUUGCUAGAACCGGGUACUACUCAGUAUGAGUUAGAAUGACAAAAUCAGGCUUCAAGCAGCAGCUGUUUAUUGCAACCUUUGUGACAUUAGCACGAACACAUUUCUGUCAGUUAAAUUCAGCUAUUUGUAUUUGUGGUGUGCUCAGAUGGAGUAUAGCAGUACUGGAAACAUCUCUUUCAGUGGGUAUGAGUUUAAGGCAAGCCUGGAUCUGGUUUCUCGAGGGAAUAAUGUAGUUAUGAGGCAUUCUUAGAUUAGUCAAUUGUAUUUAUGGUUAAGAAAAACAUAAUAUUUGUAGUUUGAAAUUUUUUGCAGUGAAUUCAAUAUAAUUUACUAUUACUAUAGUAAAUUCACUAUAAAUACACACUUUUUUUUUUUUGUUCCGAAAGUAAAUCUGGGUUGAACUUCUGGGACAAGUUCAGAGUUAUGAAUCUUGUGGAGAAACUUACUGGUAUCUUUCUUUCAUUUAAUACUUCAAAAGUAGUAAUACAUACUGGAGUAAGAAAGUUGUAUCUCCCCAUCCCGCAUAAGGUUUCUAAGGUUAAAACCUCAUGUGAUUUUUGUCUGCCUGGGGUAUGAGUAAUUUUCCAUAUUUCUCCAGUGUGUCCUUACAUAUGUUAAAGAAGAUCUGUUGUCUCUCAUUCUCCCUACCAAUGGCUUAGCUAGGUAUUUAGCUUGAGACAGUUCUAUGUCCACUUCAGAAAUGGGAUACCAGUAAGAAUAGCGUUCCUGUAAACAAAAAUUCUCCAAGCCUAUUGGAUGGUCUUCGCUUGAUGUCUUGUAACACCCAUAGCUGAAGCUGCAGCAUUUCAUAUAACUGCUAUUUGAGACUGAAAAUGAGAGAAAAUGAUUUUCAAGCAUGGAAACUUGCCCACUUGGAUUUAAUUAUUUCUAGAUAGUGAAACAAAAGUGAAACAAAGGAAAUUGACAUUAUUUCUACCACAAGUUAGAUGACUGUUGGAUGGUGAGGGGAAAGUUCAAAUAUAGCUAAGGAAAGUUGGAACAAGACUCCAGAUCCAUUUUUUGAAUGGAUGCACUUAAAUCCAAAGCUGCCAUUAUCUAUCUCCUUAUAUUAUUUUUAAGGCUUUAGCUCAUGUCACUUUUUUUCUACUGACUAAUACUUGGUUUCAUCUUUCAAAAGUUCACAUUGAACUAAAUAUUUGGGAGAAGGCAGGAAUUUUCCAUUGCAGCGAGGAAAAAAAUUCUCAAAAUUUGUUUCGGUGCAGAAAGCUGUUUUCACUAUAACUUGCAAACCAAAGGAUUGCAAACCAAAGGAUUUCAUUUUCUGCAACUUACAUUAUUAUGGUAAAUUUGGAUUCCCAAAUACAUUUAACACAAUAAAAAAUGACACUGUAAUUUAAAAAAGGGUGUAGAGAAUUAUCAGGGCACGCAUUAGAUAAAUUAAAGGCUGGCUCACUGAGGAAUCAAAAACUAGUUUUUCUAAUGGGAAGAUGUAGGUGAAUGGGGCUCAUUAGGGUCUGAUAGGUUUGGAUAAUUGGUGGGAAGGACAAGUUGAAGUUAUUAAAUUAUAUGAAUCCCCUGGUAUAAUGGCUGCAUUCCAGUAAAAUGCACUUUAUUAUAACCAGAUGAAGUAUAUCUGAAACAAAUGAAAUAUAUCUGGCACCAGAGAAACAUAUCUGUCUCUGCUGCAGAAUAAUGAGGCUCUGUCCUGGAAAGCAGUGACCUAAUGGAUUUAGAGUCAUCAUAGAAGAUCAUCUUAGUGUGAGCUCUCAGCAUAAUGCUGUCACAAAGAAGGGUAGACCAUUCCUUGAAUGCCUAAAAAGUUAAGCAGCAAAGUAAUUAUUCCACAUCAUAUCGGUAAAAACCUGUGGGUUUGGUGUCUUGCUGUUAAGAAAGAUUGGAAUUACUUGAGAGAUUUCAGAAGAUGAUUAAAAAUGACCCAGGAUUUGGGAAGUGCUCUUAGGAGUUUGCCUCACCUAAAGGCAUUCAACUAGGAACCUUAGAGAUUACCUGGUAUCUGUAGGUAGACAUUUAAAUAAAAAAGAUUCAACUCAUCAAACUGUGACAAAGAAAAGUUUUCUGUCCUAGCAACCAGAAGCCUUAAGCACUGUAAGCAAAAGUUAAGGACGACAAUGAAGUCAUUAGCAUGAGGUGAUAGAGCUUGCUAACUGACAGAUGAUAGAAAAUCCAGCAGGAGAUUCUGUGGGCUUUAUACAGGUAUAUGGGAGGUCAAACUAGGUGAUCACAGCAGGAUUUUUUGUCUUGGUGCCUAUGAAUAUACUUAUUCAUUCACAUAAAUAACAGACUGGUUGUGCAACUGAAGUUGCUUUCCUGGACACUACAUGUUAGGCAUUGAUAAAGAUAUGCAUGAUAUAGUGAUCAUGAUUCUACAUUUAUCUGCCCCACAGUUGUUUUUAUUAUCAUAAUUUAGUCCUUGGAAUAUAAAAAUCUUUUAUUGGAGAAGGUAGGCUAUGUCUGGAUAAAAUAAUGGCUGUCCUUAGUGAUCCAAAAAUAUAUACCUGGGAAAUAUGACAGUUUGGAUUAAUACUGACUGUAACAAAGAUAUUAAUAAAAUACUGUUAAAAUUUACUGUGCUCUAGAUAGUCAUAGAAGUCUGUAGAUUUCAAAGCACAAAAUAUGUUCAUGCUAAUUUUGUCUGUGUGAAUGUCUGGUAUUAAAUGGCAAUUUACAUACUAACAGUGAUAUAAAUAUUUUGCUUUUAAAAGAUUUAUUUUUUUUAAAUUCAAAACAUAUCUGCAAGUGGAGUUCUAAGCUUCCAGGAAAAAAAAAUAUUGGAUGUCCAUAAUUUUUGAAUUCCAGAGUUCUAUGCCUUGUAUAAACCUCUCUGGAUAGAUACCCAGGUAAGUUCAACAGAUAAUCAUCUAUGCUCAUCACUGCAAAAUUGUACUAAGCUUUGUUAGAAUUUUGUUCCAAAAUAAAAAUAUAAACAUAUAUUGAUUUACACACAUCACAAUAAAAAUACUCCACUAGCUGUAUAUUGAUAUAGCAGGAGAUAUAGGUUGAUACAAGAACUUUAGUUUAAUUCGCAAUGUGUAGUGUAUGUGUUGAAACACAGGUUGUUUAGUAUUGGGGUGUUAAAAACUCAUGCUAAAAGGACAUAAUAAAGAAUAAUAAGCAUCUAGGAAAGUAAAGCUCUUCUCUAAUAUUAAAAAAUUUUGGAGAAUAAAAUAAAGCUUUUACUGACUAAUAACUGACAAGCAGUUAACAAGGUUAGCCAUUAUAGCAAAGAAAUGGGAAUGCAGCCUACUUUGCUGCAUCUUGAUGAACUUUAAUUAAAUCACUUGAUUUGGUUUUGUUUGUAUCGGAUUGGUCCACCCCCUUUUAGCCUUUGCUCUUGCAAAACACAUGUUGAGUAAAGGUAACUUGAACGUAGCUCUUUGUGAAGACAUGCAGUGAACUGAGAACUGAUCUUAUUGGAAAAUCUCUGAGUAAAAAGAACAUUUUUACUCAGAUAAUUCAGUCUUCUGUUGCUGCUCACCCUGUGGCUGCCUGACAUUUGUGCUGUGUGAAUCAGGAGCAGCAACAUCUGAAUCUGAUAGUGAUGAGCUGAGGCUGCUUUAGCUGGCCUUUCAACCAAGACAUGCUUAUGAAGCAAUACUCCUAGAGUUUUAGUAAGGACAAGUGACUAUAAGCCUGUGAAAAUUGUGAGGUGCAAAGUCAUCCUAUUAAACUAUGUGUGGCUGUAGAGGGGUAUAACGAUGAGCUGUUUGACUAAGGGACUGCUGUCCAGACUUUCUGGUUGGAAGGAACUGGCCAUUUCAUGUGUCCUUCAUAGUACAGAGCAUUGGAAAGAGCUAGGGACCAAAUCAUACUGAUGGGCUCAUUCUUCUAUGCCUUUCUUGCUUCCUUCAUUUGCCAUGCUUGCUGAGUGCUUUCACUGCAGGCCAAGAAGAUCUUGCCACAAACCCAUGUGAGCUUUUUGGCCCAUUUCAUUGUCCCAGCUUUUUUCAAGAGCUAUCAAACCCAGUCAUCUUUCACCAGUGCCUUGUAUAGUCAUUUACAGCACUGAAGAAAGAGCACAAAGUAGCCCUGAAGUACUACCAAAGCACAUUGGUCAUGUUCUACACCUGCUUUUCACUCAGUUCGUUUGAAUGCAAAUGACCCCAUGAAGUGCAAGACCCAGGGAGCAACUAGCUAAGGGAGUACAUCCUUUUGCAUUAAAUUAGGCCUUGAAAGUUUUUUUGGCUCUACAACUGCAUGGUUGAUUCAGCAGAGGGACCACAUUGGUGCAGAAACCAGAAAAAACAUAGAACGCCUGACUGUAAUCCCAGGGUGCAAAAAUGAGUAGGAGGUGAAGGAUCUAUGAAAGAAGUCUGUUUUCGUUCUUUUGUCUGGUAUUCUCUAAGCUCUAAAACAAAUAAAUUAACACUCCUUAUUAUCCUAUUGCUGUAAAUGUGUUUUACAAGGCCAAGAUUUAUUCUAAGCCAAAACCAUAGAAAUUCUUCUUUCAUCAUGAAGAGGAAGGAUUUCAAAAUCAAGUAGGAAAAGCUCCGUAACGGAAAAGAUAAAGAUUUUAUGAUAUAAAUAUGGUGACUGUUCUUGAUCUUGUCAGGGGGAAAAUCCAUGAAUGUGGAGACUGGGGAAGAGGGAGAAGAGCAGAGAGUUGAUAUAGGUGACUUCUGUGUGUUUCGAUGAAGUUUUGUUUGGCAAUGCGCAACGCCAGUGUGAGUGGUACAGCAGGAUCUGGGCAAUGCUUAUUUUCUCUGUGUCUUAUUUCCCUGAUCUGCAAAGGAAUGAUAAAAUGUGAUAACUGAUGUCAAAGCUAUGAGAAAUCACCAGUUAAUGUUUCUAAAAUGUGUCACGAGUCUGGGCCCCAAUUCUAAUAUCUAUCUGUUUCUUUCUGGCAUGAUUUCACUAAAUUUGAAAUGGCUGUAGUUUUUCAGUUAUUUUCCCCAAGUAACUCAGUGGUGGCUUCCUGCUUGUAUUAACUACUUUUAAAUUAUUGUCAUUUCCUUUUGUAUUGGAGAAAUCAGCUUGUCAGAAUAUGACUUGUCUCACCUACCUUCAGCUAUGUAAAUGGGAGGGAGUCUAGUCCAAGCUAUUUGUUCUCUGAAGGAGAGAAACAAAGGGACCUCAGAGGACAGCCAGAGAUCUGUCUUACAGGGGGACUGAGAGAGGUACACUGAAUCCCAUCACCCUUCCAGGGUGUCCUUCAUCUCUUCCAUCUUGACCUUGGCACAUCUCUAUCUCAUGUCAGCUGAAAGUUGAUUUGAUCUUGCUAAUAUCAUUUCUCAUCAGUCAAGAAUUCCAUAAUGUAUAUCGGGUAGCAUGGAAUAUAUUUUCUGGCUGGCAUCCCACUGCCUUCUGCAGCUAAGACAAUCACAGUCCCUGGAGUUUUUGUGGGUAACAGUCAUGAGAAGAAUUUGCAAAUGAACAGGCUUAUAUGUAUUUGCUUUUCCAGCCUUAAAACAAAUUUUUUUACUUUAAGGUCAAACUGUGACAAUACUUGAAUAUCUGCUAAAUGAAGCACCCCCAAGGAAAACAGUUGUUAAACAUUAGGUACAAAUGACAAAAAAAUUACAUAUGAGGUUAAUAAAAGGUAAGAACUGUUGCUAAGAUUUCCUAGGCUUAAUUAACAUUUUUUGAUGCAGAGGUUUUCAUGGUAUGUACAUAUUCAUGUAUGUUGAAUAUCAGUACAAUAUCAGAUAUAAAGUCCAGGCUUAUCACCUGGUAAAGUGAACCUUAAGGAUCUUGUUCCACGUGUAGUUAAUUGAUUAGCUGGAGAUAAUGGGAAUAGCUUGUUGCUGCCAAGUUUCUUUAAUCUCCCAAAGAGGGCUUGCAUAUUUAUAUGUUCAAGAGGAGUGAAUAAAUGUGAAGCUGCUGUGCCUGAUUUCCUUCAGUGUUUAAAAAUGGCAAGGUGAAGGCUUCUAAAGUAACACACAGACCUUUAUGCGUUCAGCUGUGUAAUUAUAAGUGUUGUGGUGUUUAUUUCUGGUUUAUAACCCUGAUUGUCUAACUGGAUCCAUGUAAUAGGUAUAAUGUAAAAGCAUUAUAUCCUUUACAUAACCUGGGGCAGGGGGCAGAUUGUAUUAUAGUCAGCAACAUUUGCAAAACAAUCUAUUUCAAUACGUGUGUAUAAAUAUUUGCAAAAGCUAAAUUUCCAUUUUGCUUUGGGGAAGGUUUUCAAAAUGAUCACAAUCAGAACUCAAAACAUUGCUAUCUCAGCUUCUCUGAUUCAUAACAAUUGCUUUUUAUGUUUGAUACUUUUUGAAACACUGGUCAUUGUUUGCAAUCUCUUACUACUACUGAAAACGAAGCAGCAGACCCCCUCCCCCCCCCCAAAAAAAAACCCUCAGUGAA
Molecule: messenger RNA, 13437 nt
Organism: Strigops habroptila (Kakapo)
Lineage: Eukaryota; Metazoa; Chordata; Aves; Psittaciformes; Psittacidae
Gene: C1H8orf34
Product: chromosome 1 C8orf34 homolog
Exons: 13
Coding region: 490-2355 (621 amino acids)
Source: RefSeq, a predicted model, not a curated record